Messenger RNA from Entrophospora sp. SA101, 381 nucleotides. NCBI's taxonomy places the organism in Eukaryota, Fungi, Glomeromycota, Glomeromycetes, Entrophosporales, Entrophosporaceae. The record is from the annotation of a GenBank genome assembly.
AUGACAACCCAAACUCAAGAUCUCCCACCACCAGGCGGAUUUCCUACAAUCAAAUAUAAACGUAAUGUUCCUAGAAAAGGACCCUCUGGUUUUGUACUUUUUUCAGCCAUGUUCGCUAUAUGUACAUAUGGUUUUUAUAAAUUAGGACAGGCAAAUGUAGAAAAAAGGGAACUUCAACGUGAGAAAGUGUGGUCACGUAUAUAUUUGGUUCCUUUGUUACAAGCAGAAUUAGAUCGUGAUUCUUACAGAAGAUCACUUGCAACUCUAGCAAAAGAAGAAGAAAUAAUGAAAGAUGUUCCAGGUUGGAAAGUAGGAGAAAGUGUUUAUAAUAACAAGAAAAGAUUUAUUCCACCUUCAAUUGUGGUUAUACCAGAACAUUAA